AUGGCGCCUAGUCAGUCGCGAAUUCUCCUAGAGGAUCGCAUGACUGUCAAGAGCAUGGACUCGUCCAAGUUUGAAAAGGUCACCAGGAUAUCCGGUCGGUCAGCAGCCUUCGAUGCUGAAUUAACUAUCGACAUAAAUACCAACGUAUAUCCACUCAAGGAAGGGCAGGUGCUCACCUUCGCCUUCGCAGACCAGGGCAAGGAAAGUUUGAUGGAAGAUUACGAAUAUGUGUGCCUCGGUCGAGUAUUCCAUGAAGACGACAAGAGCGCUGAAAAACGCGCGGUAUACAUCUCCUUCGGAGGCCUCCUCUGCCAACUCAUUGCGGACAAAGCCAUCGUCUCAGAAUUCACCAUGGACAAAAGACUUUUUUUCUUCCUCAGACGAUCCACAUAA
Gregarina niphandrodes is the source of this 393-nucleotide messenger RNA. RefSeq names its product putative RNA polymerase subunit. Gene Ontology annotation, cellular component: RNA polymerase I complex; RNA polymerase III complex; RNA polymerase II, core complex. Gene Ontology annotation, molecular function: DNA-directed RNA polymerase activity. Lineage: Eukaryota; Apicomplexa; Conoidasida; Eugregarinorida; Gregarinidae. The record is from RefSeq and is a predicted model, not a curated record. The coding region runs from base 1 to 393 and encodes 130 amino acids. The transcript has a single exon. Gene Ontology annotation, biological process: DNA-templated transcription.